AUGUAUUUUUACGAACAAUUUUGCCAAGAAUAUCUCCAUACAACGUCAGAUAAAACUGAUUUUAAUCGUCAAUUUUCUCACUGUAAAAACGACUAUGAUCGUGUCGAAGUCUUAUUGAAAAACAAUGAAUAUAUCAAUUUCAUAAUAAAAUUGUGUUCUAAUAUUGUUAAUAAUUAUGAUAAAAAAUGUUCAAUAAAAGCAGUGGAACAACGUAAAUUGGGUAAUAUACAUUUUAGUAAAGAUCAAUUUCAACAGUCACUCACAUACUACAAUCAAAGUAUAUUAUAUGCGACACAUAACUCGGAGGAAAUACGUUUAGCGUAUGGAAAUCGUUCAGCUUCAUUAUUCCAUCUAAAUAAAUUUCAGCUAGCCAUUGAUGACAUUCUCUUAGCAUUAGAAAACGGCGAAGAUGAUGAAAAACGAAAACAACGGUUAAAUGAAAGGUUAAACAACUGUCGACAAAAACUAUUAAUAAAUAGCAGCAGUAGUCUGACGUUAAAUGAUAAACCGAAGGAAGAUUUAUCACUAGAACUAGAGAAGAAUAUUAUCGAAUUAAAUUCUCAUUCUAAUUCCAAAUAUCCAAGUUUUGAUAACACUGUCGAUAUUAGAAUAUCUAAAGAUAAAGGUCGCUAUGUAGCAUGUGCACAUUCAUCGAGUGAAAUGAAACCGGGUAAAAUUGUGAUGAUUGAAAAACCAUAUGCAAGUGUUUUGUUGACACCUUAUUUUGAAACUCAUUGUUCUCAUUGUUUAUAUCGAUUAUAUACAAUAUGGUAUCCAUGCAGAAAAUGUAUUACUGUCCGAUAUUGCUCAACAGAAUGUGAACAGACUGCUUGGACUACAUAUCAUCAAUAUGAAUGUUGUUUAAUAAGCUUAAUAUUAAAAUUAGAGAAAAUGCAAUUUUUGGGACUAAGAGUGAUGACAAAAACAAAAUGGCAAUUUUUUCAGGAAAGGAAAGAUGAAUUUAUGAAUUAUUUAAAGUAUUCAGUAAAAAUAGUAUCAGAAAAGAUGUAUGAAUGGAACCAAUAUGAAAAUAUUUUACAGUUGGAAUCACAUUCGAAUGAUAGAGAUUUAAAUGACUUGUUACAAAGAACAAUUAUUGCUUGUAUAAUAGGAUAUGCAUUAUCAAAAACAAAUUAUUUUUUAUCAGAUUCCAUGGACAAUUGUAAUGAUAACACUAUCGUGGAUGAAAACUUGAUUUAUUUAUGUUCGUUACUCGCUCGUCAUUUGCAAUCAUUACCGUGUAAUGCUCAUGAAAUUUCUGAAUAUAUCGAAAUUCCUUCGCAACCAUUAUCAUCUCAUACAAUUGAACUUGGUGCUGGUAUCUAUUGUUCACUGAGUCUCUUUAAUCAUUCAUGUGACCCAGCAGUUAUUCGAAAUUUUAUCGGAGAUACGGUUCUGGUACGUUUAUUGAAAACCGUCGAAAGUAACGAUGAAUUAUCCGACAACUAUGGUCAGAUCUAUGCAAUUAGUCGAAAGAAAGAGCGACAGACAAAUUUAUAUGAUCAGUAUUAUUUCAAAUGUUCAUGUACGCCGUGUAUUCAAGAUUGGGUGAUAUAUGAUCAAUUACCAGACGAACCUCGAUUUCGUCAAAAUGUUUCCAAAAACGAAUUUGAUGAGUUAUAUGAAAAAUAUCAGAAAUCGUUUCAGAACUUAAUCGAUGGGCAUUUGCCAUCUAGGAAUGAUCAAACUGUGUUCGAAACGUUUUUACACUUUUGCGAUCGUUAUGUUGAAAAACCAUGGAAAAUUUAUAACGGAUGUCAGGAAGCAUAUAAACAAUGUUUGAGUUCAUGUCAUCAUUCAAAAUAUAUCCAAAAAUAA
Didymodactylos carnosus is the source of this 1818-nucleotide messenger RNA. Lineage: Eukaryota; Metazoa; Rotifera; Eurotatoria; Philodinida; Philodinidae. The record is from the annotation of a GenBank genome assembly.